AUGACGACCGUUGUGGAUAUUUAUGGGUCUUCAAAUAAUAGUUCCACUGUUUCAACAAAUGAGGUUUGCCAGUUUUCACUUAUUUCGUGCUCACCUAAUUGUGACGAAGAUCAUUUAUGCAAUAAAAAUGGUUUAUUUAUCUCUGAAUCCGUUCACGAUGAAUCGUUUCAAAGAUCACCAUCGUCUUUCAAGACACCAAGUAAAGAAGUUUCUUCUCCUGGAUCAUUUGAACUUCCAUCAAUGCCGAGUGAUAAAAGUAGCUCUCGUGAUUGUUCAGAUGGACAUUGUUCAGUAAACUUUUUAAUCUCUUCAGAUUUAACUGAUACUGAUCAUUCAAACAGUGCAUGCUCUCUCUCUCCAUGUCCUCAAUCUAUUGGACAUUGUUCAAAUGCUAAUGAUGAAUGUUCUGUCUUGUAUUCAGAUCGAAUGCUAGAAAGUGCCUUCUACAGGUCUGUACGUACAGACAGCAGUCUUGAUAACCGCGCCAAUUCACAUACAUUUCACCCGGGUUUCACAGAUACUCAAGUGUCACAAGAUACAUUAUUUAAAACUUCAUAUUUAUGUAACAAAACUUCUGCAUUUACGUCUUUUGGUUGCAACAAUUUGGAUAAUGCUCAUUCUUUUCAGUACAAAAACCACAAUAAGUCUCGUGGAUCUGAUUUUCAGCACUUGUGUGAAACUUGUAUUUCCUCCGACAAAAUAACUACGUCAAACAACUCACCUUUAAAAGUUUGUUUUUCUGAAGCUGACCAUUGUUUUACUGAAGUCAUUGGGUGCUCUGCUCUCCUUGGUCACUCAAAUACUUAUCCAACAAGCUCUACAAAUUGCAUAAGAACAUCUAACUCUAUAGUAUGCUUUGAAUCUCAGGAUUUAAACAGUGUUUACCAAAGUUCGCAAAAUAUGUAUAAUCAUCUUCAGCGUCGAAAAACUGCAUGUGUCUCUGACGCUUCUGUGCCUUCCAGUGAUGGAUGUGAAUUCGUAUAUGACAGAACCGAAGUCCAAUCCUCAAAGGUAAAAAAUAUCACUGUACCAUCAGUUUAUCUACUAAAAGAAGUCGAUUCAUCCAUGUUUGGAAUUAAACACAAUAUUGUAAGAGACAAGUUUUUUAAUGAUGAUUAUACGUGUGACCCAGAUCCAAUAAUUAUGGGGUCAGGAAAAAUAUCAACCACUUCCUCCUUGGGAAAAAGAUCUUUGAAUGUUUACUCCAGUCCAACUGAUUCGAAGAAUUCUAUUCAUCCUAUUGAACCAAAACAGUUAUCACCUAACUAUGACUAUUAUUUACACAAAACUCCAGUAAUUUCUAUAGCUUAUCCUACAAAUGACCGUAAUAAGAAUGCAGUGUUACUUCAAGAAUCAAUGAAAAAUACCGAUAGGAAAAUCUCAUCACAAAAUUUGGACCCGAGACAUCACUGGAAAAGUAAUGCAACAAAUUCAACGACUAAAACUAAUUGUUUUCCAGUGGUUGAAUGUCAAGAUUCUUUUGGGUCGAAAUGUAAGCGGAAGGGUUCAAAAGUUCUUGAGCGUGGUGGUAAGCGUCAUAGAUCAUUAAAUGAUAAAAUCCGUGAAAAUAUUUCAAAUCACUCUCCUGCAGAUGCAUUAAUGGGUCCUGUUUUUUUACAAAAUGUCAAUCGUUUUCUGCAAGAUCCUCCACUCCAUCAUUCAUUCGACUUAUAUCCACCGAUUCCUUCACCAAGGUUUCCUCAAAAUCGUUUUUCGAGGGACUACACUAAUGAUGUAAAUAUACGAGGCCGGAAGUACUUUCGUUUUCCUUUGUCUUUAUGUAAACCUGAAUGUAGACCUAUUCCGGAUGACAUUAUUUUGCGAUUCUUAGCUCAACGUCCUGAUACCGAAGAAAAAAUGAAUAAUUUAAAUCAUGAAAAUUUUUUAUCAGAUGCAUAUAAACGCACUUUUAGUCGAAACUCCUAUUCUAAUUAUAUUUCUCCUUCUCCUGUAAACCAAGUAUCUCCCCUCGACCUCUUAACAUCAAACCAGCCCUGUGACAUGUAUACUAAUGGUUGCAUAACACCUCCUCUUUAUCACACAGUCAGCGACAAACAUUCUCUUGGAUCCGGGUUCAUAACCGGUCACAACUCUAAUCAAAAGUAUUGUGAAGAGGUUAUUUUAUGUAAUCGACUUAAUGGCGAAGCACAUGCAACCUGCUCGUAUUGUAAAAUGCAAAUAAUGUUACCUCAGAAAACAUUCAAAUGGAAGUCUCACGAUAAAGAAAGCUGCUUACCAUUUUGCAGUUCUAGCUGUUUAGCAAGGUUGAAACGACAGGGACCUAACUGUAUGACGUCAUUUGUUCCUGAUGCCAGCAAUUUUGAUAUUCCCUUUACAGUUACUUCAACAAUCGAAUCUCAACCGCUUAUCAUCUUAGUUAAAAGUAAUCAUCCUAAACGUAUGAAGCAAUCUUCUAAACGUCUUUCUUCUCAAGAUUUACAAGUUAAUUUCAAAGAAGUCCCAACGAAACAUCUAAUCGUAUGUUAUUUGGGGUUAGCUCUACUGUGA
Molecule: messenger RNA, 2508 nt
Organism: Schistosoma mattheei
Lineage: Eukaryota; Metazoa; Platyhelminthes; Trematoda; Strigeidida; Schistosomatidae
Source: the annotation of a GenBank genome assembly